Molecule: messenger RNA, 1967 nt
Organism: Hevea brasiliensis (rubber tree)
Lineage: Eukaryota; Viridiplantae; Streptophyta; Magnoliopsida; Malpighiales; Euphorbiaceae
Product: pectinesterase
Exons: 2
Coding region: 23-1819 (598 amino acids)
Biological process (GO): cell wall modification
Molecular function (GO): pectinesterase activity; pectinesterase inhibitor activity
Source: RefSeq, a predicted model, not a curated record
CCCCUCUCCAUCCAAAUAGUACAUGCACUAUCUUCUCUAUUCUUUCCUUUCUUUCUACACAUAUCCUCCAAAGAAAAUGGCCCAAGAUAAGGAAAGCUUGACUAGAAUGCCAGAAACCAGCAGCAAUUCCUCCUCCAAGAAACGCAAGAAGUUAUCCCUUGCUCUCUUUGGUUCUUUGCUCCUUGUUGCCGCUAUAAUUGCCAUUGUCACUGGCAUAAACUCACACAAGAACGAUGAUAAUAAGGCAACUUCACCUUCCCAUGCCGUGCUCAAAUCCUCAUGUAGCAGCACAAGAUACCCUGAUUUGUGCUUCUCAGCUGUAGCUUCUGUCCCUGGAGCCACCAGUAACUUGGCCAGCCAAAAAGAUGUGAUUGAAGUGUCCUUGAACAUUACAAUUGCAGCUGUCGAACACAAUUAUUUCACUGUAAAGAAGCUCAUAGCUAGAAGGAAACUCACCAAGAGGGAAAAGACUGCUCUCCAUGAUUUUCUGGAGACUAUAGACGAGACUCUUGAUGAGCUACACAAGGCCUUGGAGGAUCUAAAGGAGUAUCCCAGCAAGAAAUCUCUGUCUCAACACGCAGAUGAUCUCAAGACCCUAAUGAGUGCUGCGAUGACCAACCAAGAAACAUGCUUAGAUGGGUUCUCCCAUGAGAAAGCCGAUAAGAAAGUGCGACAAGUUUUAUUGGCUGGUCAAGUUCAUGUUGAGAAAAUGUGCAGUAAUGCACUGGCAAUGAUCAAGAACAUGACAGAUACAGAUAUGGCCUAUGCGGCGGCCACUACAAACAGGAAGCUUAAGGAGGAGAAAGAUAAAGAAAGUGAGCAGUGGCCGGAGUGGUUGUCGGUGGUGGACAGGCGGCUGUUGCAGUCAUCGUCGGUGACUCCAAAUGUGGUGGUAGCAGCUGAUGGAAGUGGGAAAUAUAAGACAAUAUCAGCUGCAGUAGCUGCUGCUCCUAAGAAAAGCAGCAAGAGGUACAUUAUAAGAAUAAAGGCAGGUAUUUACAGGGAAAAUGUGGAUGUGCCAAAAGAUAAGACUAACAUAAUGUUUUUGGGAGAUGGAAGAAAAACAACUAUUAUUACAGCAAGAAGAAAUGUGGUUGAUGGAAGCACAACCUUCAAUUCAGCUACAGUUGCUGUAGUGGGACAAGGAUUCCUAGCCAGGGGUUUGACCUUCGAAAACACAGCUGGUCCUUCCAAGCACCAAGCAGUGGCCCUAAGGGUUGGGGCUGAUCUUGCAGCUUUCUACCAGUGUGACAUGCUAGCUUACCAAGAUACCCUCUAUGUCCACUCCAAUCGUCAAUUCUUUAUCAACUGCUUAAUUGCAGGAACAGUUGAUUUCAUUUUUGGCAAUUCAGCAGCAGUUUUUCAAGACUGCGACAUCCAUGCACGUAGACCCAAUUCAGGCCAGAAAAAUAUGGUCACAGCACAAGGCAGAAAUGACCCUAACCAGAACACUGGCAUUGUAAUUCAAAAGAGUAGAAUAGGAGCCACUUCUGAUCUGGGACAUGUUCAACGUAGCUUCCCAACUUAUCUUGGCAGGCCCUGGAAAGAGUAUUCAAGAACUGUUAUAAUGCAAUCUGUCAUCAGUGAUGUGAUACACCCUGCAGGAUGGCACGAAUGGAGUGGAAAUUUUGCACUGAGCACAUUGUUUUAUGGAGAGUAUCAGAACAGUGGAGCUGGUGCUGGAACAUCUAACAGGGUUAAAUGGAAGGGUUUCAAGGUGAUCACUAGUGCAACUGAGGCUCAAGCGUUUACUCCUGGCAGGUUUAUUGCUGGUAGCAGUUGGCUGCGUUCCACAACCUUCCCAUUUUCUCUUAGUUAGUAAAAAAAAAUAAUGAUAAUAAUGUGUAACUGCAUAACCUUGUAUUAGUUCUAGCUAGUUUUUGCUUCGUUGGAGUGUCCUAUGCGGCCAUAUAUGUACGCUUUCUUGAUUAAUCAAUAAGAGCAUGCAAGGAUUUCUAAAUUAUUAA